AUGAUUGUUCAAGAGCCAGUUCAGGCGAGUUCUGCUGCCAUUUGGCAUUGUUUAAAUCAUUAUGAUUACUCAGAUGCGAUAUUUUUAUCCGAAAGACUAUAUGCUGAAGUGAAAACUGAUGAAAGCCUGUUUUUGUUGGCCACCUCAUACUAUAGAAAUGGUCAAAAAAAACAUGCUUAUCACACUUUAAAGGACAGAACAGGAAGUUCAUCACAAUGUAGAUAUUUAUUGGGAUCAUGUGCAUACGAUCUAGAAAAAUAUGCGGAGGCGGAAAGUGCGUUAAUAGAAAGUGAUAUUUCGAGUAGUUUGGACGAUAUAGCUGCAGAAUAUGGAGAACAGGCUUCUUUUGUGUUGUUGCUCUUAGGUAAAAUAGCUGCCAAAACGGAACGUAAAACCAGAGCCAGCCAGGCGUGGAAAAAAGCUUUAAAAUUAAAUCCAUUUUUGUGGUCUAGUUUUGAACAUUUGUGUAAUAUUGGGGAAAGACUGAAUCCAUAUGCUGUGUUCGAAGUGAAUAGUUUGGAAAAUAUGUCAAUGUGCCAUGGUAGCAGCAUCAAUAACAUCGAAAGCUUGAUAAUAAAUACAACACCAAAUCAGGAGGUGUCUGAGGCUUACUUUACCACCCCGCAACAGAUUUUAAACAAGUUCAAUCCAAACCUGAACAAAAACACCACAAAUUCUAAGUUGUGCACCCCAGAUGAGAGCCCCCUCGCCAACCCUCUUACUUUAUCGGGGAUCAUGCCCACUGCCCCCAAAACUCUCAGGAUCAGAAAGGAGCUCUCUUAUUUGAGCCCCCGGCCCAGCUUCGGGCAGCUGUUCGACGGCGCGUCGGAGAAUUCGGGGGGCGACGGGCAAUCGCUGACGCCGAACCUGUUCUCGCUGCAGACGCUCACCGAAUCGAACAGCCACCAUCACACGUCGUCGCUGGCGAAGCGGAUGCGCGCGCAGGUCGACAACCUGAUCGGACGCAAGGAGGCGUCGUUGUUCCAGAACUGCAAGCCGAACGUGUUCAGCCAUCAGUCUGGCAACGUCGCGAAGACGCCCACCAUACCGUUGGCGGUGCAGCCCGGGCAGAACGUGAGGAGAAGUUCCCGGUUGUUCAGCAACAACUAUUCCGUAAAGGAGAACAACAAAUCCCCGAACCGAAACAAAUUCGCGACGCCGAAGUCGCCGUCGCGCAAAACGAAGCAGCGCAUAGCGAAGUGCAACCUGAACAAGAACCCGACCUACACCGAGCUGAACACGCGCAACAAAAUGGAGAAGGAGAAGAGCGAGACGAUCACGUCGGCCGAGACGAAGACGGAGAAGAGCUCGAACGCCGUCGGCGCGGAAACCUACGCGCAUCAGGCGAUCGCGAUCCAGAAGCAGAGCGCCGAGGGCCUGAUGUGCCUGCUGCGCGAGCUCGGCGGCGCCUACCAGUCUUUGGCGCGCUUCCAGAGCAAGGAGGCGGUGGAGCAGCUGACCGCGCUGCCCGCCAACCAGUUCGACACCGCGUGGGUGCUGUGCCUGGCGGGGCGCGCGCACUUCGAGCAGACCGACUACGAGGCGAGCGCGCGCUUCUUCGGCGAGGUGCACGCGCGCGAGCCGCACCGGCUCGACGGCAUGGACGUGUACUCGACGUGCCUGUGGCACCUGCAGCGCGAGGUGGCGCUGUCGGCGCUGGCGCAGGAGCUGCUCGCCGUCGACAAGGGCGAUCCGGUCGCGUGGUGCGCCAGCGGGAACUGCUUCUCGCUGCACAAGGAGCACGACACCGCCAUCAAGUUCUUUCAAAGGGCCGUGCAGGUGGACCCGAACUUCGCGUACGCCUACACCCUGCUCGGCCACGAGUACAUAACCACCGAGGAGCUCGACAAGGCGAUGAGCUGCUUCAGGAACGCGGUCCGGCUGAACCCUCGCCACUACAACGCGUGGUUCGGCAUCGGCACCAUCUACUCGAAGCAGGAGCGCUACCACCUGGCCGAGCUCAACUUCAAGCGCGCCCUCUCCAUAAGCCCGCUCAACUCGGUCAUCCUGUGCCACAUCGGCGUCGUGCAGCACGCGAUGAGCUGGACCGAGAAGGCGCUGUGCACCUUCAACUUCGCGCUCAACUUCAACUCCAAAUCCUUGCUCUGCAAGUUCCACAGGGCGUCGACGUACCACGCGCUCGGCCGGCACUCGGAGGCUCUCCACGAGCUCGAGGAGCUCAAAGAGCUCAUACCGAAGGAGUCGUUGGUGUACUACCUGAUCGGCAAGGUGCACAAGAAGCUCGGCAACACCGAUCUCGCGCUGAUGCACUUCAGCUGGGCCACGGAUCUCGAUCCCAAAGGCGCCAGCAGUCAGAUCAAGGAGGCGUUCGAUCCGUCGAUCGGGCGCGGCGUUGCCACCGCCGCCAACGACGCCGAAGACGUCGUUAAUGACAGCCGGGAUGACAGCAACACUUCGGAGCAACCGCGCGAACGUCUAAACUUCACCGGCCCAGACGACAGCGACGACAGCUACUAACCGCAUCUUCUCUCGCAACUUUAAAUAAGCAGAAAUCAGGUUACCUACCAUUUAUUAUUCCCGACACAUACAUUUUUUUUUACUUCCGACACUGAAAAAUUCAUUCUUAGACACCUCUAGAAAGUGCUCACCAAAUUUAAACUCAUAAUAUUAAUAGGAAGAUCCUCCUCAUCACAGUUUUCCAUUUUUUCUUUAGUCCCUUAUAAAAAAAAACAUAUUUUAUUAUUAAUCAAUCUUUAAUAGUAAUCGCAACUUUUUGUGGAUAAAAUUAGGACAUAUGCUCUACAAAAAAUGCUUUAUUUUAUGAUAAAUCUACGCUUUCAAAAGUUAUUUAAGGUCCAAGUGUUUUUUCUACUUUUUCCGCGAAAAUAUCAGACUUAUUUCCUUCAAAUUAUCUCCUCGAAAUUCCUAAGGAAUCUUUUUGAAAUGAAGCUUACCAAAUAACUAAAGAUCCUUCAGGAAUUUUAAAAACUUUGUGAAAAGUAAUUUGAGAAAAUUAAAACGUUCUACAAAAUAGUAAAAUCGUAAAAUUUUACGAUUAGUGCCAUAGUUAAUUAUCUUAUUCAUUUUAUAUAAAAAAUUUCAAAAUUAAUUUACUUUUAAAUGCAAAUAACUAGAGAUCCUUUAGAAAUUUUAAAAACUUUGUAAGAGGUAAUUUAAGGGAAAUAAAACGUUCUACAAAAUAGUUCCUAUCUAAUUAAUUUUAUGUACAAAUUUUCAAAAUUAAUUUACUUUUAAAUGCAAAUAACUAGAGAUCCUUUAGGAAUUUUAAAAACUUUGUAUAAUUUGAGAGAAAUAAAACGUUCUACAAAAUAGGUCCUAUAACAUUUUACGAUUAGUCUGAUAGUUGCAGUGAAAAAGUAGAAAAAUCAUAAAAUUUCCUUUGACCUUAAAUAGCUUUUGAAAGGGUAGAUUUUCCAUAAACAAGAGCCUGUUUUGUUAUUUGGGAAAAAAUGGCGAUUUUUUUACCAUAUGAAAAAAUUUUGUUGCAAAUGUACCUACCAAGAUAAUCGUCGAUGUGGAUUUUACCGAAGUGUUUAUUAUUUAUUCGUAGAACUUAGUGUAUUAUAUAUAAACAUGUUUAACUAUCAAAAUAUAGCAUGUGUUUGAUCCAUUGCGUUUUUUCUAUAGGGAUAUUUUUUAAACGACAAUAACAGUGUUUUAAUCUAUUUUCGCGGCUACCGUUUCUGCUUAUCUAAUGGACUUUCGUUUGCACUAUCUACCUAAUUAUCUAAUUGAAUUAUAGUAAAUAUAAGUA
Messenger RNA from Brassicogethes aeneus, 3736 nucleotides. NCBI's taxonomy places the organism in Eukaryota, Metazoa, Arthropoda, Insecta, Coleoptera, Nitidulidae. The record is from the annotation of a GenBank genome assembly.